AAAAUGGACUUCUAUGGGGUGCUGGGGGUUGGUCCAGAGGCCUCGGCCGAAGAGAUAAAGAGAGCAUACCGAGACGCAGCAUUCAGGCUGCACCCUGACACUAAUCCGAAGGCCAGCAAGGCGGCGCAUGCCCGCUUCCACGAGCUGCAGGAGGCCUACGCAGUGCUGCGGGAUGAGGCCAAGCGGCGGCAGUAUGAU
Messenger RNA from Chlorella variabilis, 198 nucleotides. RefSeq lists its product as hypothetical. Gene Ontology annotation, biological process: spliceosomal complex disassembly. Gene Ontology annotation, cellular component: spliceosomal complex. The record is from RefSeq and is a predicted model, not a curated record. The transcript has 2 exons. The annotation marks the transcript as partial. NCBI's taxonomy places the organism in Eukaryota, Viridiplantae, Chlorophyta, Trebouxiophyceae, Chlorellales, Chlorellaceae.